This is a messenger RNA of Epinephelus fuscoguttatus (brown-marbled grouper), 2741 nucleotides long. It is a transcript of the gene tmem176, whose product is annotated as transmembrane protein 176. The record is from RefSeq and is a predicted model, not a curated record. Lineage: Eukaryota; Metazoa; Chordata; Actinopteri; Perciformes; Serranidae. Bases 137 to 754 code for a protein of 205 amino acids. Gene Ontology annotation, cellular component: membrane. The transcript is spliced from 7 exons.
UCCCACUCUCUCUCUCUAAUAAACACAUCCCCGCACGCAUCCGCCUGCAAAAAAACAGAGGACACAGAGUGGUCGAUAGACGCCUAAACCUAAAAGGAGGACACAUUUAUAAUCUUAUCUCGGGGGAAAAAAGGUGAUGGCAGUGGCAGUCUCUAGGGAUCUGACGGUCCAGGUGCUGCAGGACACCAACGCUGCCAAGCUGAAUGAUACACAGCAGGCUCUGCGCGCUGCUAUCCAGAGAGGAGAGCCCAAAUCUUUGGGGGUGAGUCAGAUUAUGCUGGGGCUGAUGAUCAUGUCCUACUCCAUCCCUCUUCACUUGACCGAGAUCACUGAGGUGGUCCGCUUGGGAGUUCCUUGGUGGAGCGGGCUGACGUUCAUGACAGCAGGAGUGAUUGCAGUCAUCUUGGACAAACGCUGCACCAUGAGGACUCUGUGGGUGUGUUUGAUAGUGAGCAUGGUGUCCACUGUGCUGUCAGUGGUGGCUUUAAUCAUCUACUCUGUGGACAUGCACAAAAAUCCCGAUGUACCCUGCAUCAAGACGGAGCAUGACACCUGUCCCGAAAUACACUACGCCACGAAGCUGAGCAGAGGAUUGAAGACAUCCCUCCUUGUCUUCAGUCUGGCAGAGGCAGUCAUCUCUGCUAUUCUAAGCUUCCUUCUCUUCAGGCAGAGACACAGCUUCGGACAGUACACUUCUCUCGAUCAAGCUGCUUCAUCAAGUUCCACAAUGAUCAAAUCCCCCAACCUGAACUGAUCAGUCACUGGACCAGUAGUCUUUGAUGUGGUGGGUCACUUCUCAUCAACAAGCUUUCACAGAGGAGGCUGGGCUCAAUCGUUCAGAAGUAAUCUGAUUAGACUACAUCAAAUAUUGAAAAAAUGGGUUGUUCAAAAGAAAGGAAAAAGGGAUGUAACUCACUUUUGUUUUUUAACUGGAUCAAACUUUCGGUAUGUGUUUUUUAAAAACGUUUUAGUAGGAUUGGGAUACCUUGAUCCAAAAAAAUCAGGAUUAUCCUGAUCCCAGCAGACAGAUGGAUUCAGGGCGGAUUCCAAGAAUAAAAUGCAGUUUUAUAUUGAUCAAAUAUAUGUACAUUUAUUUAUACUUUGCACUUGAUUGUUUAACCAUCGACAUUAGGCUUCCGUAUUAGCCUUCAGCACUGUAAUGUUAAUAAAAGGCUUUUGUCCCAUAAAGCAGUCCUCCAUAGCUGUCAAUAACAAACAAAAAUACACAAUUUGAACAUGUCUUGGAUAUAUUUAUAUCUCGGUAAAAUAUCUCUCUGUGUUUUUGUAUGCAUUUCAGUAGGCUCAUAUUACAUACCACAGACGUUUCUACUGUUUGUUAAUAAAAACUUUUAUGUCGCUAAUAAUACGAAUCAAAUUACAUAAAUAUAAUAUUGCAUAUAUGCUAUGAUAAAAUCAACUCUAUAAUCCCAAAGAUUUAACUUCUCUGCAAAUCCAGCAUUCAAGCUUUUUGUCUUUCACAAUGAGCCAAUGCAGAAAAAGUCAACUAUGCCCCUCAUCCAGCAGUCAGGUACACUGUUCCCAUGGUGCAAAGUGUCAGAGAUGUAGAAGUUAGUGAUGGGAUUUCUCAUUCACUUGUGAGAGCCAGUUCAAAGAUGCGGUUCGGUCUUUGCUCUGUGUGUGUGUGUGUGUGUGUGUGUGUGUGUGUGUGUGUGUGUGUGUGUGUGUCUGGAUCAAAAUUGGGAUCCCACAUCUGAAGUGGAUUUGACGUAGAUUGACAAAUAGCCUAGGCCUCACUUUUCCCACACAUUAUUGCCCAAGAUUUUCAUCACAUUUAAACAGUCAGCUGAAUGUGCCUUUAGAUUGUGCAAGUGUUUCAGGUCAACUGUAACAACUGAGAAAGCCAUAUACAAAAGAGGAAAAUACCAAGACAGCUUAGUGGCGAAGUUGACUGACCUGUUCGAAGGCAUAUGGCUGAUGAGAGGUCCCACACCCAGAGGACUUCAUUUAAAGGUUUUUGGUAAGACAAACAAAAUAAUUUGGGUUGAGCUACAUACCCCUUAUAAUCAGUUCUUAUUUGAGAAUGAAACAGCCAUUGGCUUAUGAUGUGACCUGUACUGUAAACAUUCAAAGGCUGUGUCCUUGCUGCUGCAGCGGCCACAGGUUCAAUUCCAACCCAUGGCUCUUUGCUGCAUGUCAUCCCCUCUCUCUCUGCCCCUUUCACACUGUAUCUAUGUAAGUAUCUCAGUAUAAAAUAUACUGAAAGAAUGAGCGUAUUAGAAGCAAUAAAAAUGUUUUUUAAAUCUGAUUAUAAGCUCUGAGAUCUGACUAUAAGCCUAUGCAUAUAAUAGUUAAAAAACAUGGAUGUGAAAUGUGAAAUCUGUCUUUUCUUUCAUAAAGGAUGGUCCAGUGUGUUUGAUGCUAAAGGAGACAAGAAAGGAAGCAUUAAAGCACCUUUCCUUGGCAUUUAGAGAAUUCGCACAGCUGUUAUCACAACUGCCACUUAGGUAUUUCGGGGUCAUUCCACUCAGUCGGGAACCUUCCUAAGCCGAAAAGUUUAUUUGACGAUGAAACCUCACUUCUCACUUCACCUCUUUCUUUGAAAAUGUUUUAUGGUGUUGUUGCAGUCUUGUUCAUCUAAGCUUUGGAACAGAUGUGUGUACGGUGCAAAGUGUCCAUGAUCAAUUGCGCUGUUUUUGUUUUUCUGUUUACAGUGUCAUAAAACAUGUGUUCCUUGAUUUUGUCGUCUUUGAUAUACAAAAUAAAAUCUUGUGUAAAUACAA